This is a messenger RNA of Branchiostoma floridae (Florida lancelet), 1049 nucleotides long. RefSeq names its product lipopolysaccharide-induced tumor necrosis factor-alpha factor homolog. The record is from RefSeq and is a predicted model, not a curated record. Gene Ontology annotation, molecular function: zinc ion binding. The transcript is spliced from 4 exons. Bases 115 to 492 code for a protein of 125 amino acids. Lineage: Eukaryota; Metazoa; Chordata; Leptocardii; Amphioxiformes; Branchiostomatidae.
GGCGUCAUUGCCACAGUACGUCAGUUCACGGCAGUCGAGACACCGAAAACCAACUUCACAUUCUGCUGGCCUUCAACGGGUGACAGGCAGGUUCUACUUGACGUUCUGAGCAAGAUGGCCCAGACUGCCUCUACACCGUAUCCUGUGGCAGCUUCUAGCGUCACCCAGGUCACGGUCUUCUCACAAGACACCCCAGCAAACAUACCUCCCGCCCCCCCGAACCUCCCCGUGUCAGGUCCUCAGGAUCAGCAGGAGUUCGGUGAUGCGCCAGUGGUGAUGAUGUGUCCACACUGCCAGAUCAGGAUCGUCACGUCAAUCAGAUACGUCAAGGGCAACUUGGUCUAUGCGACCUCAUUGUUUUUAUUUAUGUCCCUAAUCCCCUGGGUCGUGUGUGGUUGUUUCAUCCCUCUCGGUCUCCGCUCCAUGAAGGACGUGGAACACUGCUGUCCCAACUGCGGCAGUCAGCUGGGUACCUACAAACGGCUCACAUAGGGGGUUAUCGUCUCAAUGCUGUCCCUACACAUCCAUGUACCGUGUACAUGAUCAUCUACAUUCAGUUCAUCCUGGAAGAGUUGACACCAGGAUUUCCACAAAUUCCUGUCCAGCAUGACAGAGCGAAGCUACAACCACCUGUAUCUUACAAACAAUCUUAUGGAAUAAAAUGUGGCGCUUAUGUUUAAUGUACGAGGUCGUAAAAUUAUAGAUAUUAAAACAACAGUGUAUGAAUUUAUAAGUAAUAUAUCCAAACGACCAUGCUGUGAAUUUUCCUCACGUAUACAAGAGUUAAGUUAAGCGUUGCAUGACGAUUAGAAGUAAUAGAUGAAUGUGGUCUAGUAAUGAGUGUGAAUAUAUCAAAGUUUAUGAGUAUUUCCGCACAAUCCUUAUCCAAAGAAUAUCUUUGUAACUCCAGUUUGUUUGACCAGUGAUACAUUUCACAAUGUUAAUUUUCCACGUCGUUUGUGAAAGUUGGACUGUACUGUAUUUCUGUACCAAUUGAACACCAAGACUUGUAAAUAUUCAAUGAAUAAAGAACUGUGUAUCAAACAUUA